AGAUCAGUGGAGGCAUGCACCUCGCCUAUUCAUAUGCAGAUUCCUGGGCAGGGUCUGGUGUGCCCAGGUGAGUAUAUAUAGGCAGGUGAGCUCCAGCAGGUCACUGACUCACAGCUGAAGCCUACCCCCGGCACCGGAGAGAGAAGCAAUCAUCAUGGAGGCUGUACUGAAGUCCUUGAUCCUUCUCAUUGUGGCUACCUCGCUCUCUCUGUCCAAAGAUGUGAGCCCCAAAACCAAGACUGAAACCGUCAAACCUCAGACUCUGUCCAGAGGGUGGGGCGACAACCUGGACUGGGUGCAGACGUAUGAGGAAGCUCUGUUCAAAGCCAAGUCUGGAAACAAACCCUUGAUAGUCAUUAACCACAGAGAAGACUGCCCACACUCACAAUCCCUGAAGAAAGAAUUUGCAGAACACAAGGGCAUUCAGAAACUUGCAGAACACUUUGUCCUCCUCAACGUUAUCUAUGACCCCACAGAUAAGAACCUCCUUCUGGAUGGACAGUACGUGCCGAAGGUUGUGUUUGUGGAUCCCUCUCUUGUAGUCAGAGCAGACAUUCCCGGAAGAUAUUCCAACCACCGUUACACAUAUGAGCCGACCGACAUUGAUCUGCUGUACGAGAACAUGAAGAAAGCUUUACAACUCCUGAAGACCGAGCUGUAGAGCGCCUCUAACUGUAUAUACAUAGAUUAAAUAUUCAUUGUAUGGAUGCGUCUGAUACCGUAAUAUAUUGGCAUACACAAGUAGCGGCAUUUAAAGGAUUAGCUGUUUUUUGAAUAUGUGCAAUUUCCCCUUUUUUAAAAAUAAAACAACCUCCAUUUUA
This is a messenger RNA of Bufo gargarizans (Asiatic toad), 821 nucleotides long. It is a transcript of the gene AGR2, whose product is annotated as anterior gradient 2, protein disulphide isomerase family member. The record is from RefSeq and is a predicted model, not a curated record. The transcript has 8 exons. The coding region runs from base 155 to 661 and encodes 168 amino acids. Gene Ontology annotation, cellular component: endoplasmic reticulum. NCBI's taxonomy places the organism in Eukaryota, Metazoa, Chordata, Amphibia, Anura, Bufonidae. Gene Ontology annotation, molecular function: dystroglycan binding.